CGAAAACAACGUUUAGUAGGACCACGUUUUUCACUUUCUGUUUGCGGUCACCGAAAUGGCAGAGGAGGAAAUCGAUAUAAAAACAUUAGAUUCUACAAAAGCUGAGGACAAUGUCACAUUUCAGUCACUGGGAGUUGUUGAUGUUCUGUGUGAAGCCUGUGAACUGUUGAAAUGGAAAACUCCGACCAAGAUCCAAAGGGAGUCGAUUCCAGUUGCACUGGAAGGUCAUGAUGUGAUAGGACUUGCCGAGACGGGGUCGGGUAAAACUGGUGCAUUUGCCCUCCCCAUAUUACAGACGUUAUUAGAGUCGCCACAGCGAUUGUACGCACUAAUUCUCACACCAACUCGAGAACUUGCCUUCCAGAUAUCAGAACAGUUUGAAGCUCUCGGCUCCACCAUUGGUAUUAAAACAGCUGUGAUAGUUGGAGGUAUCGACAUGAUGACGCAGUCUCUGACACUCGCCAAAAAACCACACAUUGUUAUUGCAACACCCGGCCGCCUUGUGGACCACCUGGAGAACACAAAAGGUUUCAGUCUCCGAUCUUUGAAGUAUCUUGUUAUGGACGAAGCUGACAGAAUUUUGAACAUGGACUUUGAGCAAGAGGUUGACAAGAUUUUAAAAGUAAUUCCCCGAGAGAGGAGGACAUACUUAUAUUCAGCUACUAUGACAAAGAAAGUGGCCAAACUACAGAGAGCCUCGUUAACCAAUCCAGUCAAAGUUGAAGUCUCCACAAAAUACCAAACAGUUGAAAAACUGCAUCAGUCAUACAUAUUCAUUCCAGUCAAGUUCAAGGACGUGUACCUGGUGUACAUCCUCAAUGAGCUGGCUGGGAAUUCAUUCAUCGUCUUCUGUAGCACGUGCGCCAACACGCAGCGAGUUGCCCUGAUGCUGCGCAAUCUCGGCUUCACCGCCAUCCCACUUCACGGCCAGAUGAGUCAGGCCAAAAGACUGGGAUCCUUAAACAAGUUCAAAAGUAAAGCCAGGUCAAUUCUCAUUGCCACUGAUGUAGCUAGCAGAGGUUUGGACAUCCCCCACGUAGAUGUGAUCAUAAACUUGGAUAUCCCGACCCACUCCAAGGACUACAUCCACAGAGUAGGACGAACGGCUCGCGCUGGGCGGGCGGGAAAAGCCAUCACAUUUGUUACACAGUAUGACGUAGAGCUGUACCAGCGUAUCGAACAUCUGAUUGGGAAGCAGCUGCCGCUGUUUAAGACGGAGGAGGAGGAGGUCAUGUUACUCAUGGAGAGAGUCAGUGAGGCGCAGAGACACGCUAAAAUGGAGAUGAGUGACGGUGUGCAGGGAAGGAAGAAGAAACGACAUCACCAAGACGACGACAAUGAUGACACGGAGGAGGCGAGAGGAGUCAGGAAGAAAUUUAAGAAAAUCAGACGCAAAUAUUAAUUAUCACAGAGACAUUUGUACAGUUUGAAUAAAGUCUUAACAUAUGA
Molecule: messenger RNA, 1449 nt
Organism: Gigantopelta aegis
Lineage: Eukaryota; Metazoa; Mollusca; Gastropoda; Neomphalida; Peltospiridae
Product: probable ATP-dependent RNA helicase DDX47
Exons: 13
Coding region: 56-1402 (448 amino acids)
Molecular function (GO): nucleic acid binding; RNA helicase activity; ATP binding
Source: RefSeq, a predicted model, not a curated record